Messenger RNA from Sycon ciliatum, 3348 nucleotides. RefSeq names its product retinoic acid receptor RXR-alpha-B-like. Gene Ontology annotation, molecular function: nuclear steroid receptor activity; nuclear receptor activity; estrogen response element binding. The transcript has 5 exons. Gene Ontology annotation, cellular component: nucleus; chromatin. The record is from RefSeq and is a predicted model, not a curated record. Bases 399 to 2162 code for a protein of 587 amino acids. Lineage: Eukaryota; Metazoa; Porifera; Calcarea; Leucosolenida; Sycettidae. Gene Ontology annotation, biological process: regulation of transcription by RNA polymerase II.
UACUUCACGAAGGUUUUGCUUGUCGGCAUCAUGUAUUAUGUCGGAUUGUCGACCUCCUACCACAGUACCAGAGAUCCCGAGAGUCCCUUUGUAAACUAACUUGUAAUUGUUUGGUAUUCUUCUAAUCAACAUUACCGAUUUAUCCUAGCUAGUAGCAAACUGGAUUUGUCAUGAUUGUGACCUUGAAGUCGAACUCGAAGGCACCAUCGUCUGAUCGUGUAACUAGGAAAAAUAUUCAAAAUACACCUGUUUGGUUGCUGGCACUCGGUCAUAAUUGAGCGCGAUCCAGGUCCAUUAUCAUCCAAAGCAGUGCGGCUGCUCGCCAUUGGACCUCGUGCAAGACGUGCGCACCAUAGCGCACGGGCGAUUUGUCUGCGUUACGUCGGAAGGGACGUUUGAUGAGGAACAGUACUUUCUCGCUGCUGUGCAUACGAGCCGCGCUAACUAUCGCUAUGUCGUAUUUAGACUACACCAACGACGCCAGCGGCACUGCCUUCCUUCCAGGCUUUCUGGAUGUGGAUCUCACAAGUCCAGCUGCUGCUGCACAAGGCUUGCAGCCUGGUGUAACUAGCUCCGCUGUUAACGAACUGGCGGGUGGCUUCCCAUCAACAAUAAAUCCAUUCCCUAGUACGAACUACUCUGCACUCGGUGCAGGUGGCAUCAACAAUGCCGGCAGUACUAAUUCGGGGCCAUUUAACGUUGGCGAUCCGCUGUUUGCUGCUGCUGCGCAGCUGGACAUGGCAUUGGGGCAGCCGCAGCAGCAUCAACAACAAGUGCACCAGCCACUUCUUCAUCAUCAACAACCGCAUCAGCAGCCUCCUCAUACGUUUCACAACCAGACGAUGGGUGGUACUGGAAUGUUUUCUACUUCAAAUUAUCCGAACAGCAGGCUGUCUCAACCUGGCCAGUGGAGGCCGAUGGGGCAAGCUGUGCCCACGGAUAUGUUACGGACUACCCCAUCGCCUGCGCCGUCUGCCACGAAUUCUCUUCCGGGGUCGAAUGCAUCAACUCACAUGCCUGAACGAGCUUGCUUGGUUUGUGCAGAUGAAGCCCUUGGCCGUCACUUUGGCGUUCUGACGUGCGAGGCAUGCAAAUCCUUCUUCCGACGAAGUGUUCGCCACUCUGCUCAGUAUUUCUGCCGGUACAAUCGGGUUUGUCACGUCGCCAAGCAAUCUAGAAACAAGUGCCAAUACUGCCGCUAUCAGAAGUGUUUACGUGUUGGCAUGCAGCCAGAUGCUGUUCAAGAAGAGCGCAAUCCUGCAACGGGCAAAGUAUGCGGUUCUCGCAAGGAGGACGAUUCGCCAAUCGGUUCUCCGGUAUCCUCGGUACAGCAAGUAGCCGGGUCGGUAGUCGCCGCCUCGCCCGUGUCCUCCUGGGGUAUGGCUGCCUCGGUGCCGGCUGGCUCCAAGAAUAUCACCACCCUGCUGUCGAGAAGUCCUACUGAUGGUCUGGGCAGCGCUACCGCACAGCUGACUCUUCCUGCGCUGCUCGACGCGGAGAGGGCAUGGGAGGACGACAAGGAGACCAAGACGCCCAUUACCACCCCGGCCGACUUCGGUGACAUCGUGGCCACCACAAAAGACCAGCUGUUCCUUUCCAUUGCAUGGGCAAAGAAUGUCCCAGCAUUUAGUUCUCUGCACGUGGAUGAUCAGGCUCUCAUCCUAAAGAGUGUGUGGAAUGAGCUGCUCACGCUCCAGCUAGCAUUCCGCGCUUCUCCUUUUGAGAACACACUGAUCCUCGGCAGCGGUCAGCUGCUGUAUCGGGAUAGAGGCAACCCUGAUAUUUGUCGUCUUGUCGGGCGCUUCAUUGAUGAGAUUGUAACACCCUGCAAGGUAAUGGGACUGGAGAUGGCGGAGCUUGUGUCGAUGAAAGCGAUAGUAUUGUUCAAUCCCGAUUGUCCCAAGCUUUUGGAUGCAAAGAAAAUUGAGCAGUUGCAGGAGCAGUGCAUGGAGACGCUUGACGAGUAUUGUCGCUCUCGCUUUCCGGAGCAGAAGCUGAGAUUCUCGAAAAUCCUGCUGCGCCUUUCCGCAGUCCGCUCGAUUACCACCGAGACGAGGGACUAUAUCAUUCAGCACCGGCAACACUCCAAUGUCCAGGUGGACUCGUUCGUAUUAGAGAUGCUUGGCGUGGAGGUUGCUGAUGAACCACCCAACUCAGCGUAAGUCAGUGUGGAAGGUGAAUACUCUGCUGAAGUGGUGGGAGCAUGGACUGACAUACUAGGUUGAUAGAUCACAGCACCGCCCUUGCCACUGCUCACAUUUCUCAGCGGGUAUUGUGAUUGUUGUCUCAAAGCCACAUGGCUACAACGGAUACGACUUCGGAGCACUACCUGAUUCGUCUUGUCCAGAUCCGCCCUGCGUACUCUGUUCGCUCCGGCUGGUCUCUCUUCCUUUCAAUUCGUCUCAAUUUCGUCUUGUAGUUUGCGACACGUAACCGAGAUUUGGUACCAGAAAAAAAGGAUAGCGCUCUCAACUGACCCAGCUAUAAACUGUUAGGAAUUCCGUCUUUAUGUAUAACUUGCCUACAUCUGUAUAGUGCUAGCAGUUUUUUUUUGUUAUUCUCUAACAUCACCCUACACCUACAUCUGGCCUGGUCAGGAGAGGGCAGUAUGCAGUGCAAUAUUACUGGCCCGGCCAGAGGCUAGAACUAUGCAGUCAUACACAUUGAUCAUAGGUUAGCACGGAACAAAUCUAUCUUUUCUGGAUCAGCUCUUCAGUCUACAUAAUUCUGUCCCCCGUGAAUUCUGCGGCAGAAUAUCAGAAAUUCCGUGCAGAAUUCUGCGGCUGAAAACAGUAAAUUCUGCGCUAAUUCUGCAAAUCCGUCCAAAUUCUGUGGCAAUUCUGCAAGGGAAAUGAGCGUAAAAAGUGUUAAAAACAGAUUGAAUUUCCGCAACCCCACCGAAGUUUGUUGUCCCUAUCAAUUCUGAACCAAAAUUAUGCGAAAUUCUCGUCCAAAAAAAUUGAAAGCUCCAAAAUGUACGGUGCAAGUUGAUUUCGAAAGUCACAAGCAGGUUGGUUUGGCUGUGAAAUAUAUCGAAAGUCUCCAGAAAAAGCAGUUUUUCUCUCUUUUCUGCGAUAUUCCGCGGGAUUUUCUGAACUCUGCAGACACUGCUGGAUUCUGCGGAAAUUCUGCAAUCCGCGGAAUCGCGGAAUUCACGGGGGACAGAUAAUUGAAGAGUUUCAAAUUUCAAUGCUCUCUUUUUUUAAUCAUGCUCAUGUUUUUAUAGCUCCAGUCACAUUGACAAUAUUAUUUUGGCUGAUAGCUGUUAUCUUGGAUUCCACGGUAUGCGUAUGCUAUGGCCGAGAUGGCGCUUGAGCAAUUUGACCUGUGUCAUGAGAGAAUGUGUUA